AUGCCAGAAACCGUAGACCAAUGCAAAAAGCUUGCCCUUCCUGGGCAGGGUGAUGCUUUUGCAGAGCAGAUGCUAGACAUACACGGCGAGAGGCUCGAGAUCAUGACCCAAUACAAUGUCGAACUCUUUGUUCUGUCACUCGCCAGUCCUGGACCCCAAGGCCAGCAUGAUAAGGAGAAAGCAGAGAGUCUUGCUCGGCGAGCCAACGACUAUAUGGCAAAGGAAGUUGGCAAGAAUCCAAAGCGGUUUGCAGGCUUUUGCGUUCUCUCAAUGCACGAUCCUUGUCAAGCUGCCCAAGAGCUACGCCGUUCAGUCAUCGAGCUUGGCUUGAAGGGUGCCAUCAUCAACGACUUCCAGUCAGCUGGGCCUGAUGGCGAAACAAUGCUCAUGCUCAUGUACGACCAGCCCGAGUAUGAUCACUUUUGGGCCGCUGUACAGGUCUGA
Molecule: messenger RNA, 444 nt
Organism: Letharia columbiana
Lineage: Eukaryota; Fungi; Ascomycota; Lecanoromycetes; Lecanorales; Parmeliaceae
Exons: 2
Coding region: 1-444 (147 amino acids)
Biological process (GO): secondary metabolic process
Cellular component (GO): cytoplasm; cytosol
Molecular function (GO): carboxy-lyase activity; hydrolase activity
Source: RefSeq, a predicted model, not a curated record